This is a messenger RNA of Physeter macrocephalus (sperm whale), 510 nucleotides long. RefSeq names its product ephrin type-B receptor 4-like. Gene Ontology annotation, biological process: axon guidance; ephrin receptor signaling pathway; protein phosphorylation. Bases 1 to 504 code for a protein of 167 amino acids. Lineage: Eukaryota; Metazoa; Chordata; Mammalia; Artiodactyla; Physeteridae. The transcript is spliced from 4 exons. The record is from RefSeq and is a predicted model, not a curated record. Gene Ontology annotation, molecular function: transmembrane-ephrin receptor activity; protein binding. Gene Ontology annotation, cellular component: dendrite; plasma membrane.
AUGUCAGUCAACGUGACUGCUUGGGUGAUCAAUGCCAUUGAACAGGACUACCGGUUGCCCCCGCCCCCAGACUGCCCCACCUCCCUGCAUCAGCUGAUGCUGGACUGUUGGCAGAAAGACCGGAACGCGCGGCCCCGCUUUCCCCAGGUGGUCAGUGCCCUCGACAAGAUGAUCCGGAACCCUGCCAGCCUCAAAAUCGUGGCCCGCGAGAAUGGCGGGGCCUCGCACCCCCUCCUGGAUCAGCGGCAGCCUCACUACUCAGCUUUUGGCUCUGUGGGUGAGUGGCUUCGAGCCAUCAAGAUGGGACGAUACGAAGAAAGUUUUGCAGCCGCUGGGUUUGGCUCCUUCGAGCUGGUCAGCCAGAUCUCCACUGAGGACCUGCUCCGAAUCGGAGUCACUCUGGCGGGGCAUCAGAAAAAAAUCCUGGCCAGUGUCCAGCACAUGAAGUCCCAGGCCAAGCCUGGAGCCUCGGGAGGGUCGGGAGCACCAGCGCCCCAGUACUGACCUGCG